Messenger RNA from Theileria equi strain WA, 718 nucleotides. RefSeq names its product signal peptide containing protein. The transcript is spliced from 6 exons. Lineage: Eukaryota; Apicomplexa; Aconoidasida; Piroplasmida; Theileriidae. The record is from RefSeq and is a predicted model, not a curated record. Bases 180 to 524 code for a protein of 114 amino acids.
ACUUAUCAAGAUAUCAUGGCUGAUGACCCCAAACAUCGAUAUUUCAUUGACAUCUGAUCGACGCACAGAGUUCACUCCAUGUGGAUUCUUGUCUUAAUGUUGCUACACACCGUUCCCCAUGAAAUUUGAUAUGUAAGAGGAAAGCCAGAGUUAGGAACAAUAAUAGCUACACAUUGAUAAUGUAUUGCCUUUAUGUAAUACUCCAAGUAUCAGUGUUUGUAGAUUUAGUCCUCUCAGUUGAUGUUGUACAUUCCAAAUCGCGAUUUCUACAAACAGGAAUAAAUGGAAAUCCACCGGUAGUUGAACCGGUUCCAAAGGUUCGAGUUUACGUCUAUAAUCCUCCAAAUACGUUCAACCCAGACAAUGAACUAUUCAGCAAGAGAAUACUAAGAAACUUAGAGGAGGAGUCUAGGAGGAAUGAGGACAUUUUACUCGAUAAUAAGGCUGCUGAAGAGCAUGAAUUUCAGAGGAAGCAAUUAAGCAGGAUACUGGGUAAUUCCAUCAACAAUUUAUGGGUCAAAUAAUAAAUUGCAGAUGCAUUUGAAAAAAAUAAAGGUUGAAAUGUGGACUUUGUCGCAUAUCCUCGGCAAAUAAUCGUCAAUGCGUGAACCUCUCUUAUGGUGUGGUUAAUAGUGCGUUAGAAAAUGAGCAAAUCAGUUCACGUUCAUAUACACCUGCUAGCGCUAGUUUGGUUUCAAUUAUGUUGUAAUAUGUGAAC